Messenger RNA from Schistocerca gregaria, 1994 nucleotides. RefSeq names its product ras-related protein Rab-31 (gene RabX1). Gene Ontology annotation, molecular function: GTP binding; GTPase activity. Lineage: Eukaryota; Metazoa; Arthropoda; Insecta; Orthoptera; Acrididae. Bases 220 to 915 code for a protein of 231 amino acids. The record is from RefSeq and is a predicted model, not a curated record. The transcript has 5 exons.
AAUAACAUCGAUGCCACCAUUGUGAAUUAUUAUCGCUGGCUCAUGGAUUAUCGUUGAUGCGAAUCAACAAGCAACUUUGACAUUGACUUGUUUACCAGUAGCGGCAAGACUGUGCCCGUAUGUCAAAUUUGUUGUGUAUGUCAAAAUGUAAUUGCGUUGUACAGCUGUUAUCAAUUAACAAUAACCAGAGGUUGCAGGACAGUGUGUCAGCUUUCCAAAAUGAAAACUAUCGAGGCGAAAAUCGUGGUUUUGGGCGCUCAAGGUGUUGGUAAAACUAGUAUGGUUGUCAGAUAUAUUGGUAAAAUGUUCAGCCAUCACAUCAGCCCAACAAUUGGAGCAUCGUUCUUCACAUGCAAAAUAAAUAUUGAAGAUACAAGAGUAAAGCUGCAGGUUUGGGACACUGCUGGUCAAGAGAGAUUCAGAUCCAUGGCACCCAUGUACUACCGCAAUGCGAAUGCUGCCCUCCUUGUGUUUGACAUCACACAAUAUGACUCUUUCUUGUCUGUCAAAUCAUGGGUGAAAGAAUUGCAGAGAAAUGUUGAUGAACCAAUGGUGUUGAGUGUUGUUGGAAACAAAAUUGAUCUGUCAGAUGGGAGGAAGGUAUCUAAAGAAGAGGCCUCAGCAUAUGCAGAGUCUAUAGGUGCACGGUACUUUGAGUCAUCUGCUUUACAGGAUGAAGGUAUUGAGGAAGUAUUUUUGAAUACAGCAGUGGGUCUCAUACGUCUUUGUGAAGACUCCUCAUGUUCCAGCCUCAGAGUGUAUGACUCCUCAGAAAGAAUGAGCCCACGGACCAAUGUUUUUCAUGAUCCUGCUUCUCCACCUUCACCACCAACUGUUACUCAACCGGUAGUUCAUACAGAUGUGCCUUUUGUACCAGCACAAGCUGAAGUAGAACGUUCUCCUUUCUGUUGUUGAAUGGCUUCAGUCAUGUUGCAUUUUAUUGUAAUGAAAAUGACUGAUUCUGCAUGGUUACCCUAACAUUUCACGAGUACGAAAUGUUAGUGAAAACUGUGAAGCAAAAAACAUUACAAGAAUGUUAGUUAAUGACUGGAGUAAAUAUUGAAUGGCAUAAUUAUAUUACUGUGAAUAUAAUUAUCCCCAUGACAGGUAUUUUGUAUAGUGACACAAUGAUUAAUAGGGAAGGAGAAUUAUUCAUGUGUACAUUAAUUUACAUUUACACUUGUAUUCCACAAGAUACUGUGCAGUGUGUGGUGGUGGUACAUACUGUACCAGUAUAUUGUUGAAGUAGAUGAAAAUGUGGGUUCUGAUGUUUAAUUUAGUGUUCAUAAUAUUUUAUGAACUUUUGAAGAUUCAGUAUUGAAAAUGCUGUUUGAAACAAUAUUUUUAUAAAAUUUAAGAAAUACUGCAUUUAAAAUGCUUUUUAUGACUAUUUUAUGAGAUUACUAGAUUGUUACUACAUACAUAGAGUGAACAUUUGCCCGAUUGCUGUUUUGAUCAGUCUUUAAACAUUAACAAGAAGUCUUAUGAUUAUAAAACUAGUACCAGAUUUUUUAUAGAUAUUACAGAGAAGGGAUCAUAGCUGUUUCUGACAAAAUGACAUACUUUGAAUUCUUACUGCCUGUGAUGUUAUUAUUUGAACUCUUCAGUUUUCCUGUUUGCAGAAACAGACCUGUUAUUUGAGAGUGGGCUUUUAUCAUCACACAAUGUUUCAGUGCCUCUUGUAAACAACUAUCUAAUGUUUUUUUACCUCAUAUAUUAUUAAAUAAACUUGGCAGCUAUAUUUGUGAUAUGUAAGGUAAUUGGUUGCUGAAUUCCAUUGGUCAGUUGAUGAUCAUUCUUUGAACAGUGUUUAAGAAUAAUAUAUCAAAAUGUGUAAGAGUGUAUAUUGGGAUAAUGGAAUCAAAUGGAAUUGAAUCAAUAAGGUAUAUAGGUAACAUAAAUAUAUGAAAGAAAUGUUUGCACAUCCUGUGACAACUGUAAAUGUCUGGGAUAACACACAAACUUUUCCUUUCCCUUCAGUUUUUGUUUUAAAG